ACAUCCACCGCUGAGUAGUCGGUAUCGUUCAGUCCGUGCGGCUCUUUGAAGCGGCUAAUGAUGUAACUAAGUAUUUUCCAUUCCAGCUUGAAAGCCAGAAACCUUGUUAAGUUCUUAUUAUCUGUCUGUAGGCUGUUCUCAGUGUGUUGUCGCCUCUGCGAGCUGUCCGGUGGCUCUCCAAACCAGCUGGACAGAGAUGAGUAGUCCCGAUGCGGGUUACGCCAGCGACGAUCAGACCCAGGCAAGGUGUACGAUGUCAGUCAUGAUGCCUGGAAUGGGACACUGCCAGUGGGCCGACCCUCUCAGCCCUCUUGGGGACACCAAAGUGAAAAACGAGCCGUGCGCCUCCAGCUCCGGCAGCCAGAAUCGCGGGAAGAACGAGCCGCGGAUCCGACGGCCCAUGAACGCGUUUAUGGUCUGGGCGAAGGAUGAGCGCAAGAGACUGGCGCAGCAAAACCCGGACCUGCACAACGCAGAGCUGAGCAAAAUGUUGGGGAAAUCAUGGAAAGCCCUUCCUGUCACAGAAAAGCAGCCCUUUGUGGAGGAGGCCGAGCGGCUGCGGGUUCAGCACAUGCAGGAUCACCCCAACUACAAGUACCGGCCCCGGCGGCGGAAGCAGGUGAAGAGGAUUAAGAGGCUGGACUCUGGCUUUCUAGUCCACGGCGUAUCUGAUCACCAGGCCUCAUCGAUGUCUGCGGACGGCAGAGUGUGUGUGGAGAGUCUGGGCCUGGGCUACCACGAGCAUGGCUUCCAGCUUGCUUCACAGCCACUCAGCCACUACCGAGAUGCUCAGGCUCUUGGGGGCCCCUCUUAUGAAACCUACAGCCUCCCUACGCCUGACACCUCUCCUCUGGACGCUGUAGAGUCAGACUCCAUGUUCUUCCCUCCUCAUUCACAAGAGGACUGCCACAUGAUGCCUGCAUACGCUUACCACUCCCAGGCGGCAGAGUACCAGCCCCAGGACCCCCUCACCAACCACCACAGCAACCCCAUCCUGCACCGACACCCUGCCUCAGCUCAAGAGCAGCCCCCUCAGCCUGCCACCCUUCCCCCUUCCUACAUGGGAUGCCCCAACCCUUUGGCCAUGUAUUACACCCAGCACUGCAGUCCCAGCCACCCUAAGCGGCAUCCUGGUGGGGCAGGACAGCUCUCCCCCCCUCCUGACUCCCACUCUCACUCAGCAGACAGCGUGGAGCAGAUGCACCACUCUGAGCUGCUGGCCGAGGUGGACCGCAGCGAGUUCGAGCAGUAUUUGAGUUCCUCUUCAGCGCGUGCAGACAUGACAGGCUUGGCGUACGGGCCACACGAGGCCGGCAUGCAAGGACCUGAAAGCCUCAUAUCAUCGGUGCUGUCAGACGCCAGCACAGCUGUGUAUUACUGUAGCUACAACAACUCCUAACCUCCUGUCUGGCCUGUUACCCUGCUGCAAGGACACAUGAUCUGACCUCAAAUCUCUGUAGCUAAAUUUGAACAAAAAUGUUUUUAUUUAAAAAAAAAAUGUCUGUCACUACUAGCACAGAAGGCCCAUGAGAUUUUAUAAUUAAGCUUUGGAGAAGACUGUUGUACUGUAUCUGUCUGAGAAAAGAAUAUUUUAACAUGAACACUGGUUUUAACUUUUUUCUUCCUCCCUUUCUGGGAUAUGAAUUCAUUUUGUGAUAAUAAAUAUUGUACAGUCACUAUUUUAAAGUUUAUGUAUAUACCGAAGGUGUUUUUUUUAUACUUUUUGCACUUUUGAGAAAUAAAUUUUUGCAAAUAGA
Siniperca chuatsi (mandarin fish) is the source of this 1757-nucleotide messenger RNA. It is a transcript of the gene sox17, whose product is annotated as SRY-box transcription factor 17. NCBI's taxonomy places the organism in Eukaryota, Metazoa, Chordata, Actinopteri, Centrarchiformes, Sinipercidae. The record is from RefSeq and is a predicted model, not a curated record. Gene Ontology annotation, molecular function: DNA-binding transcription activator activity, RNA polymerase II-specific; RNA polymerase II cis-regulatory region sequence-specific DNA binding. Gene Ontology annotation, biological process: positive regulation of transcription by RNA polymerase II; heart development; angiogenesis. Bases 197 to 1399 code for a protein of 400 amino acids. The transcript has 2 exons.